Poecile atricapillus (Black-capped chickadee) is the source of this 3315-nucleotide messenger RNA. It is a transcript of the gene CRYBB2, whose product is annotated as crystallin beta B2. Lineage: Eukaryota; Metazoa; Chordata; Aves; Passeriformes; Paridae. Gene Ontology annotation, biological process: lens development in camera-type eye; visual perception. Gene Ontology annotation, molecular function: structural constituent of eye lens. The coding region runs from base 2531 to 3193 and encodes 220 amino acids. The transcript is spliced from 5 exons. The record is from RefSeq and is a predicted model, not a curated record.
UGUGGCCACGCCUGGGGACCCACCGGGCUGGGGCAGAGAUGGGAGAUGGGCUUGAGUCCACCUGAGGGCUUUGUGCAGAUCCCUGAGCAACCCCUCUGGAGCUUUUCCCUUUGGGGGGGUUGGUGGCUGGGAAAGGUGAGUGCCUGGCCCCGGGUGGCAAAAGCUGCUUCCAGAACAUUCCAUGGGGCUGCCAUGGCCGGGGAGCUGCAGCACCAGGGCUGGGAUGAACUAAAUCCAGCCCAGCAGAGCCAAGGGAGGGAAUCACAGGAGCCACGCUGAGCGCUGUGGCAGCCCCUUGCUGAGGUGCUAUGGGGACAGGAUGGGGCUGCAGUGCCCUGCACUGGGACCUGGAACAGGUCCAUGAGGGUCCUGGGCUCAGAACCUGAAUGAAUUAACCCAGGAGAUGGGGAAGGCUGUACUGGCUCCAUCUGUGGGGCCGCAGCAGGAGACACAGGCAAGGAAGGGCUGGGAAUGCUGGAAACUCCUGCUCAGAGCCUGGCCUGCUCACAUCCAUGGCCUGAUGGGUUCCUUGCAGAGCUGCGCUGUCACCUUGGCCCCUCUGGCCCUGGAAUCCCCAUCCCCUGGAGCCAGGGCAGCCACAGAGCCUGGGAAUGACCCCCACAUGUCACUGCCAGGGUGGGCUCUGGUGACAGCAGCCUGUGAGUGACGGUGUGUGCAGCCAGCCUGGGGUAGGGGCUGGGGCAGAGGGGACCCUGGGGGGGCUGCAGCCCAUCCCCUGUGGGACCUCGGGAGAUGCUGAAUGCGGGAAGGAGCAGGUCUGGGGUCUGUUCAUGCUCGGUGACACUUGCUGGGGUGAAUCCAGCUCCUCUGUGGGGUGAAGGGGGCUGUGGGUGCUGCACAGCACCCAGCGAGUCUGACAGUGUCCCCCCUACAUGAAAGCUCCUUUUCUGCAGCCCCCAGCCCCGUGCAGCCUCCUGGCUCAGCUGCUGGGACGAUGCCAGCCAAGGGACUCUGCUGCUGCCCUCGGCCCCAGCUCAGCCCUGGCUGUGCUGCCCAUCCAGGCACAUCCCAGCCACGGGGACGUGUCCCAGGCUGAGCCCCGGUGACCUCAGCUUUGUCCCGGUGUCACAGAGGGGCCCCUGAGCUGCUGCUGCCUCUGCCCCGUGGGGCUGGGGCGCUUCUCAGGGACCCCAAAAGGGCGGAGGAGCCCAACACCCGACACUUGAGUGCCCCACACCCAAACCCCGGGAGCUGCCCCAGCCCCUGCCCAUCCCCGAAGCCCCGGGCCGGUGUCGGGAAGGGGCUCCCGCGGUGCCCCCGGCGUGGCCGGGCUGCAGACGGGCAAAGCCAGACGCUCAGCGGCGCUUUGAGGCGUUUUAUCGCGCAUGGGAAGAGCCGAGCUCAGCAGGUCCGGCGGCUGCUGCCCGGCGGGCGGGGGGAUCAAGGCUCUGGCCCCGAAACGCCCGGAGCGGGGCUGGCGGGGCUUUGUUGGCCAGGCCCGCCCCGGCUCUUGGCACGCGUUCGGCUGAUGCUUGCAAACUCCAAAUCUCCUCGCCACCAACCCGACAAAGCGGGUGACUCGAAUGUGACAGGUAAUGAAAUAACUCGGGCUUGGUGCUCGGGCAGACAAAGGCUGCGGCGGAUCAGCUGACCCUGGUUUUCAUUGGGGUUUAAUCCAGCAUUCUCGCUUUGAAUCAGGCUUUAACUAUUUUGUAAAUAGUUUUGGCACCUCUCUGCUGCGGCUCGGUAUAAAUUCCACCUCCCGGCCCCAGCCCGUCACUGGCUCAAGCGGGUACUGGUAUAACUGGUAAGACUUUGCUAUUUAUUGUCCUCUCUUUUGCCGUAGCCUCCUCCCGAUCCCCGGGGCCGGGGUCCCUUCCCGGUGCCAGCGGGGUGUGGGCAGGGCUGAGCCGGGGACAGUCCCGUCCCCGCAGCCCAAAGCAGGAUUUCCCCACCCGGCCACGGCUCCGCUUCUUUUUUUGUCAGGAAUGAGUUUUUCACUUGUUUUGGAGCUGCUCAGAUACUGAGGGUCCCUCUGGGCUUGAGGACGGGGCUCAUUCCAAGGGGUGGCAGUGCCAGGCCGAGUCGGGAGGGCUCGGCACAGGCUCCUCGGGGCUGGGGCUGGCGGAGGGAGCCCCAGAGCUUCUCUCCAUCGCCCCUUCGAACACCCGCGUGGGGCCGGGACUCUCAGCUGGACAGGGACAGCAGGAAAUCCUCGACCAAAGGGCCUGGGCUCCACUGGAAAUGAUUUAGAAAUUUCCUGGGCUCACAGCUGCCAGUGCUGGUCCCAAGGGCCAUUGCCUGUGCUGAGCCUGGGGAGGUUUGGGGUGCCGGUUUAUCACUGAGAACCCCAUCCUGAGCCCAUCCUGCUGCCAGCCCUGCUCCCAACACCCUCUUCCCUGGGCAAACUGCAGGGUACGGAUGGACACAGGGCAGGGACACAGGGCAGGGACACAGGGCAGGGACACAGGACAGGGACACGGGGCUCUGAGCACGGCCCCCAGUGUGUCCCCAGAGGCAGAUUUUAACGUGCUGAGUUUCCCUCCCAAGGCAGCAGACAACCCAGCUGAUGAUGGCUUCCGAGCACCAAAUGCCAGCCUCCAAGCAGCAGCAAGCCAGCUCCAAGAUUGCCAUCUUCGAGCAGGAGAACUUCCAGGGCCGCUGCCAUGAGCUCAGCGGGGCCUGCCCCAACCUGAAGGAAGCCGGCGUGGACAAAGUGGGCUCCAUCCUGGUGCACUCCGGACCCUGGGUGGGCUACGAGCAGGCAAGCUGCAAAGGGGAGCAGUUUGUGUUUGAGAAGGGGGAGUACCCCCGCUGGGACUCCUGGACCAACAGCCGGAGAAGCGACAGCAUCACUUCCCUGAGACCCAUCAAAGUGGUGAGAGCACCCAGACAGCCACUACCCACCCGCCAGACCAAGGACAGCCAGGAGCACAAGAUCGUGCUGUACGAAAACCCCAGCUUCACCGGCAAGAAGAUCGAAAUCAUAGACGACGAUGUGCCCAGCUUCCACGCACACGGCUACCAGGAGAAGGUCUCAUCCGUGCGGGUGCAGAGCGGCACGUGGGUGGGAUACCAGUACCCUGGCUACCGGGGCUACCAGUACCUGUUUGAAAAGGGGGACUACAAGGACAGCUCAGACUUCGGCGCUCAGCACCCCCAGAUCCAGUCGGUCAGGCGCAUCCGGGACAUGCAGUGGCACCAGCGCGGUGCCUACCACCCCACCAACUAAAGCCCCCGGCCCGUGCCGGGGCGCGGGGAGCGGAGCAAGCGUUCCCCCGGCCGCCGCUGAGCCCCCGCGGCCUCGCCUCCCGCCUCCCCCCGUGUGAUGCACGCGCUGCCGAAGCAACUCAA